UUAUUAAAUAAUACAGCAUACGGUUUAUAGCCUACUGAUAUCUAUGCUUUCGUCACGUUACGUGGUUGCUAUAAAUUACAAAACAACUGAGCUUGGUCUCCUUGUUUAAAUCAAGCUGUUUGAGGAAGACAGUUGAUGGCAGUGAGUGGGCGUGGUUUCAGCACCUCAGUGGACACGCCCACAGCUUUUGAGGGCAGAGAGGAUGGCUUAUUUUUUCAAGAUUUUCAUUUCUUAUUUUAUUUUUUUUAUUUUUUAAAGUUUGCCUGGGUGGUUAAUAACACAUUUUUCUGUGGUGUAAGGUACUCAGAACACACAUUUAAAAUUGACUUUACAUGGAUUUUAAGAUUAAUAGACAAAUUAUUUGUUAAUUAAUAAAUUAAACCAGGUUAAAACAUAACAAGUGUUACCAGUUAACGGUUAAAUGCUAUUAUUUUAAAUAAAUGCAUAAACUUAAACUAAAUUAAUUACAAAUGUAAACAUACUUUAUUGUUACAUUGAUUCUUCAAAAAAAAUUAUGUGGAUUUCGAUCAAUUCUUCCUAAUUAAAAGUAUAAAAAUUAAAAAUAACAAAAUUGAAUGGCAGAAUGGCAGUAUAUAGAAAGACAACAUUAUUUAUUUGGUUUAAUUCUUUAAGAAACAUUGUGAUCAGAGAAAUGACAAGCGACAACAGCACUACUGUUCAUAGGCUUCUCCUAGGUUCAGGAUUCAUUCCUCCAUUAAUGCGCUGCACACACUCCAAUAUUUGGGUUGAACUGUUCUGGAACAGUGUUGUAAAUACAACUUAAUCACUGAUUUCUAGUUGUGUCCUCUUUUGGAAGCACAAAGAAAGUAGUUUCACUUUCACAACGACACACAGUGCGUCCAGCAACCUGCAGCAAACACUAUACAGCUUUCUUUGCGUGAAUUUGAGCGGUGUUAUGAAAACACACCCCCACUUUGUGAUGUCAAAAAGUGGGGGGGUGUUUAAACGAGCUGUUUUAGGGGGGUGUGGACAAGUCAUAACUUUUGUAAAGAAUAUCUCUUUGGUUUUGAGACUUUAUGCACUAACAGCUUGUAACACUCCACAGAGAAAGGAAAAUUUGAACCCUUUAAGUGAUUCAAUAUCCAGUUUAAUUCAGCUGUUUAAUGCCAUGUCAGAUUGCGAAGGGGAUUGCAAAUUACUUUUGAAUGAAAAAGUCAUUCGCAAUUGAAUGUUAUAGGGGACCGUAUUAUUCUUUGAGGUGUGUGUGAUUGUGUGUGUGAGCAAGAGUGCGCUCAUAAUUGAAUUGUGCAAACUGAGCCUUUUAGUCCCAGUUCUCACACUUAUCUCAUGUUUCAACACGUUCCCUACUUUCUCUAUCUUUCUCGCUGUUCUCUCUCUUUUAGUCAAAUGAGCUGGUAUUUUACUGGGUGUUUACACACACUCCUCAAACACUAUUUGAGUAGGCGGCAAGAGUAAAGUGGAGUUGCUGUCGAGAUAUGAAUCACUGCUGUAUGGACUCAGACAUGUUAAGCGUUUAAGCGAGUCUUGAUCCUUCAGACUUACUUGGAGUAUAGCAGGUUUUCUGCCUGAACUCUGACAUCAAGGAAAUCUCUUGUUUGUUUCUCUGACAUCAUGUGAUAUAAGGAGGUAGAAGGAAGGGGAAGCCAAUAUUUCACUCAGUGUGUAGGCUUCUGUUCCCCAUCUACCUCAGACAUGACCUUCCUUGCCUCCUGGGAUGAGUUAGACAGGGGCACAGCAGAUUGGUUUGGGGUCAGCAAUGAUGUGGAUGCCACUCAGAAAUGGCAGCGGAAGAGCCUUCGUCACUGUACCCAGCGCUACGGCAAGCUGAAGCCUCAGGUGAUACGUGAAAUGGACCUGCCCAGUCAAGACAAUCUCUCCAUGGCCAGUACUGAGACCCCUCCUCCUCUAUACGUCCCCCCCGCACAGCAUGGCAUGCAGAGGAUCGUAGACCCGCUGGCUCGGGGUCGAGCGUUCCGUAAUGUAGAGGAAGUGGAUGGUCUUAGUAUACCUCAGACCCCCAUAACCCCCUGCGCCGCUUCCCUGUGCUCCUUCACCAGCUCCCGCUCUGGAUUCAACCGACCUCCCCGCAGACGAAAGCGUGAGUCUGUCGCCAAAAUGGGCUUCAGAGCGGCUGCUGCUCUGGUGAAGGGACGCUCUUUGCGGGAUGCUGCCGCUCGACGAGUGCCUCGGCGGAGUUUCGCUACUGCUAGUUUUCUGGAUGAGGACACUGUGGAUUUCCCAGAUGAACUGGACACUUCCUUCUUUGCCAAGGAUGGGCUUGCGCAUGAAGAACUGUCCACAUACGCAGACGAGGUGUUCGAGUCGCCCUCUGAAGCUGCCAUUAAAGUAGCUGGAGACGAGAGAGACCUGACAGGCAGCGCCCUGGAGAGGACAGAACUAGAGCGGAGCCAUCUAAUGCUGCCUCUUGAGAGGGGAUGGCGUAAGGGAAAGGACGGUGCUCUGAUUCAGCCUAAAGUGCGAUUACGGCAGGAAGUGGUGAGUGUGAGCGGUCAGCGGCGUGGACAGCGCAUUACUGUGCCUGUUAAGAAACUCUUUGCCAAGGAGAAGCGUCCUUAUGGGCUUGGGAUGGUGGGCCGACUGACAAACCGCACAUAUCGCAAACGCAUUGACAGCUAUGUCAAGAAACAGAUAGAAGACAUGAACGACCACAGGCCUUUCUUCACGUAUUGGAUCACUUUUGUCCAUUUGCUGAUUACCGUCUUGGCAGUAUCCAUCUACGGAAUUGCACCUGUGGGCUUUUCACAACAUGAGACAAUUGAUUCUGUCUUACGAAACAAAGGAGUUUAUGAAAAUGUCAAAUUCAUGCAGCAAGAAAAUUUCUGGGUUGGACCAAGCUCGGAGGCGCUGAUUCACCUCGGGGCUAAGUUCUCCCCCUGCAUGCGGCAGGAUCAGGAGGUGCACCAGCUCAUUCAGGAGAAGAAGAACAGCGAGCUGCACUCGGCCUGCUGUGUCCGCAACGACCAGUCCGGCUGCGUGCAGACCUCUCAGGAGGAGUGCUCGAGUACGCUGGCAUUAUGGGUAAAGUGGCCUCACCACCCAAGUGCUCCAUAUCUGGAGGGGAAAGUGCGUCAAUAUGGCUCUGUGUGCCAUCAAGACCCCAGGAUUUGUCUGGAGCCUGCCUCGGUCACUCCUCAUGAGUGGCCUGACGACAUCACCAAGUGGCCGAUAUGCACCAGAUACAGCACAGGGAACCACACUAACCUGCCCCACAUUGAUUGUGUCAUCACCGGCAGACCCUGCUGCAUCGGAACCAAAGGAAGGUGUGAGAUUACAUCAAGAGAGUACUGUGACUUCAUGAAGGGAUACUUCCACGAGGAGGCCACGCUGUGUUCCCAGGUUCAUUGCAUGGAUGAUGUGUGUGGCCUCCUGCCGUUUCUGAACCCGGAGAUCCCGGACCAGUUCUAUCGGCUCUGGCUCUCUCUCUUCCUGCAUGCUGGGAUUCUGCACUGCCUGGUGUCCGUGUGCUUCCAGAUGACCAUUUUGAGGGAUUUGGAGAAGCUAGCGGGCUGGCUGAGAAUCUCCAUUAUCUAUAUCCUCAGUGGGAUUACAGGAAACCUCGCCAGUGCCAUCUUCUUACCGUACAGAGCAGAGGUGGGUCCGGCUGGUUCUCAAUUUGGCAUCCUGGCCUGUCUGUUUGUGGAGCUGUUCCAGAGCUGGCAGAUCUUGGCACGGCCGUGGAGGGCCUUCAUCAAGCUCUCAUGCGUCGUGCUGUUCCUUUUCGCCUUCGGCCUGCUGCCCUGGAUAGAUAAUUUCGCCCACAUCUGCGGCUUUGUCUCAGGCUUCUUCCUCUCCUUCGCCUUCCUGCCGUACAUCAGCUUCGGCCGAAUGGACAUGUACCGCAAACGUUUGCAGAUUCUAGUGGCGCUUACUCUUUUCCUGGGCAUCUUCUCCAGUUUCGUCGUACUCUUCUACGUUUACCCCGUCAAGUGCGAGUGGUGUGAGCUUCUCACCUGCAUCCCGCUGACAGACAAGUUCUGUGAGAAAUACGACCUCAACGCUCACCUCCACUGAGGCCUUGCUGAAGAAGGGCUAGAAUGGAGGACAGUUGGACGCCAGCUGAAUGAUUUGAUUAGACUCGACUUUAUAUAAUGUACUUUUUAAAGGUUUUAUUGUUUUGUUUAGUUUUUUUUCUGGCUAAGAGAAGAGCCCACCCCAGGAGGGAGCAAUAAUAAUCAUGCCAGUCGUGCCUUUUCACUCAGUACCAGCUACUGCCAUAUCCUACAAGAUCAGAGCACUUUUGAGGCCAAACUGUAUGUAGUGCUACUACAGUGGUAAUGUUCGGUAGUGUUUUAGCUACCUGAUCACAUGUAAAACAAAAUACAAUGUGACAAAAUC
This is a messenger RNA of Puntigrus tetrazona (Sumatra barb), 4338 nucleotides long. RefSeq names its product rhomboid 5 homolog 1b (Drosophila) (gene rhbdf1b). The transcript has 16 exons. The record is from RefSeq and is a predicted model, not a curated record. Gene Ontology annotation, cellular component: endoplasmic reticulum membrane. Lineage: Eukaryota; Metazoa; Chordata; Actinopteri; Cypriniformes; Cyprinidae. Gene Ontology annotation, molecular function: serine-type endopeptidase activity. The coding region runs from base 1675 to 4014 and encodes 779 amino acids. Gene Ontology annotation, biological process: regulation of protein secretion; regulation of epidermal growth factor receptor signaling pathway.